This is a messenger RNA of Trachymyrmex cornetzi, 3025 nucleotides long. Its product is annotated as potassium voltage-gated channel subfamily H member 7. The coding region runs from base 47 to 2722 and encodes 891 amino acids. Gene Ontology annotation, molecular function: protein-containing complex binding; intracellularly cyclic nucleotide-activated monoatomic cation channel activity. The record is from RefSeq and is a predicted model, not a curated record. The transcript has 7 exons. Lineage: Eukaryota; Metazoa; Arthropoda; Insecta; Hymenoptera; Formicidae.
GUUGAAUCCGAAAACGGACACUACGAAUCCUGGAAUUAAGGGAAUCAUGGUCCGCAAUCUCCGGAGGCUCGCUCGUCGCGGCCGACUGUCCAGGCUUCUGCAGUUCGAGCAUAACAUUGGAUACGUAUUCACGAUAUGCAGCUAUUUGAUUGGUGUCUUCAUAUUCGCGACGAUCGUCGGCCAGGUUGGUAACGUAAUAACUAAUCGAAACGCGAACCGCCUCGAGUUUGAAAGGCUUCUGGAUGGCGCCAAAACCUUCAUGAGAAAUCACAAGGUGCCGGAUGAUAUGAAACAACGGGUGCUUAGAUGGUACGACUACAGCUGGUCGCGCGGCCGGAUACAGGGCGCGGGUGACAUCAAUAGCGCUCUCGGUCAACUCCCGGACAAGCUCAAGACUGAAUUGGCAUUACACGUGAAUCUCAAGGUGCUGAAGAAAGUCACUAUAUUCCAGGAAUGUCAACCAGAAUUUCUGCGUGAUAUCGUUCUGAAGAUGAAGGCUUCCAUAUUUACACCUGGCGAUACUAUUUGCCGGAAGGGCGAGGUUGGUCGUGAGAUGUUCAUAAUAGCCGACGGUAUACUGGAAGUGAUCAGCGAAAAGGGCAGAAUACUCGCGACAAUGAAGGCUGGGGACUUCUUCGGCGAGAUUGGUUUACUCAAUUUGGACGGAUUGAAUAAACGCACAGCCGACGUUCGUUCGCUGGGUUACUCCGAGUUGUUUAGCCUAUCGCGGGAGGACUUGAUGGCGGCGAUGACGGACUACCCGGAAGCGGAAGUAAUCCUGCAAACUCUCGGCCGAAAGAGGCUGAUGGAAGCACAGAGAAUAGCGCACGAAAUGCGUCAACCUGCAUCCCCCGGUCAUGAUUCGUCCGACAACAGCACCAGUAAGAAGAUCGUCAAUAAGCUGAAGAGUGACGUGAAAGGCCUGAAAAACGUCCUGCGGAAGGGUAGGCGCAACACUCAGCCGGAAGACAGCUUGGAGCUUCAGCCAUUGGCGCCAAAAGUGCCAACGCUGAAACGGCAGCAGAAGAUCGACGACGGCCAAGACCCGUCUUUGUCUAAUACUCAGGAGCAGCUGGAGUCAUCGCUGGGCGCCGGUCUUCCGCUGCUGUCCGAGCUUAAGACGUUGAAAGAAAAGGAGGAGAGGGAGGAAUGGCAUAAUUUGACGGAGACAUCGAUUAAUACGGUAGAACUACAUGUACCACCAGUCUCGGAGGCCUUGGACCCCACCAAUCCGAACUUGCCGUUUUUGCAGAGGGUACUUCAAUUAAAAACCGAGCACGAAACCACUCAAAUAGAGAGAGAAGUGCCCAAGGAGUCUCUGCCUAAGAAAACCAUUCCCGAGGAGAUGAGCACGCAAUCGGACGAGCAAUCGUCCUCAGGUGGUCAGAGUAUUGCUGUGACUACUGUGACUAUAACCUCGCAAGUCGAGACACACACUGUGUGCAAGUUGAUCAAUUCCUGGACCAAGCUGAAAAAUGCAUUAUUGACUUUGGAGGAUAAUUCGUCGCAGAGUAGUUCACCGACCAGAAAACUCUCCAGCUUCUGCAAUGAAAGGCAAAAGCUGAAAAAAGCAACUAGGAGCUCAUCCCUCGAUUGCGGCAAUAACGUCGAGCCAAAGUUUGGCAGCAACCUCACAAGAAGCCACUCGGACACCUGUGUCAUUGAAUACAUCAGGAAGCUGGUUAAAUAUAAUCAAGAUCGACAAGGGACACCGACACCGGAACUAUCGCCAGAAAAUGAGACACCUGAAAGACAGCGAUUGAAGAGCAUUUUGAAAAAAUUGUCAGCCAGCAGUAGGGCUGACAGUUCCGAGACUUCUGCGACGAGUACGCAUGAUCACGGUGCCGCAACCGCCGAACUGGAAAAGCUGAUGAGAGCGCCGACAGUUGAGGGUUACGCCGUGCGGCACUCAAAGCUGUCCAAGAGUGUGACUUUCAACAAGUACACGAUGGAUAGCCCGCCGUUCGAGCAACAUUUACAAUCGUCGACGAAUUAUCCGUUGUCCAGCACCCAGGAUCAGCUGUCAGUGCCGCUAUCCAAUAAAUUUAGUGCCCGUCCUGUGAGCAGUGCCGUCUCGACGCAAACGACGCAGCAGGAGGAGUGCUCGAACAAAUUGCUCUAUGGGAUCCUCGAGUCCAUCAAGACAAACAUGGUGGACAUACAGAAUAACUUCAAGUCGCUAGAGCGGGAAAUACGUGAGCGUAACAAAUUUACAUCGCAGCUACAGUCACACAAUCAGCAACUGAAGCGAAGAAAACUGCGAAGAGCAGAUGAUUCCAGUGGGGAUAGCACCGACCAAUACGCUUCCAUGGAGGAGGGCCUCGAUCACGAUCGUGAGGAUCAUCCUUUCAUGCGUGAUAGCUCUGUGGACACCGUCCUUGGAUCUAUGCGGUCUCGCGAUGGACACUCGUCCUCGUCCGUCGGUUCACGCAGCAGGCGAUCGUGGGAGGAACAUUCGGAAAGAGAAACUUUGGAACUGCAGGAGUUACCAAACUCAAUAGUACCCCAGAAACUGUCGCAGAAGGACGUGGUGAUAGAUCUUGAAUCAAGUGACAGCGGAUCAGAUGAAGACCUUGAUACGCAUUACCCGAUAUAUUACCCCGAUAGCGAUGAGGAGGGCGACGAGGAAGAAGACGGCUGCAACGAUUGGGAGCUCGCUCUGCUGGCAAAAGAGCUCGAUGAACGUUGGAAGAAUAACGAUAAUGCCAAUUCGGGUUCCUAAUUUAACAAGAUUCCAGAUAACCUCGGGAACACGAUACGCUCCGAUGAAUGCAAUCCACUGGCUGGAUCCAGUGGUAGUGCAGCUUUUUGCGAACGCGAUCCUUGCCCGAACACAGUCAGAUUCCGACAGUACAACUAGCUGUAGCGAGACUUUAAUAUAGUCCGAUCUCGCAAAGUGUUAUUGAUGUUUCUCCUCCUUUCCUAUUUUUAAUCCAUUUCGUCUAAUUUAAUUUUUAAUAUCUAUGAUAGAUGUCCAACUCGAUGGAUCCGUGUAAUGGUGAUCCUGUGUAAUUUAUUACUUGUA